Messenger RNA from Sabethes cyaneus, 1766 nucleotides. RefSeq names its product purine nucleoside phosphorylase. The record is from RefSeq and is a predicted model, not a curated record. Gene Ontology annotation, molecular function: purine-nucleoside phosphorylase activity. Gene Ontology annotation, biological process: nucleoside metabolic process. Gene Ontology annotation, cellular component: cytoplasm. NCBI's taxonomy places the organism in Eukaryota, Metazoa, Arthropoda, Insecta, Diptera, Culicidae. The transcript has 3 exons. Bases 373 to 1359 code for a protein of 328 amino acids.
UUUAAAAAAGUAACAAGAACAAAGAGUUAGUUAGUCAUCGUUUAUUCGUAGCUUGUGGAUUUAUUUUCCCAAAAAAACUAAACUGUACAACAACCGAAUGUGCUUUUGUAUAUCGUAGAGCGUACCAUAACGAGUUACUUGCCGAACAAGGAAGACAGCAAACUUGCUGAUCUCGUCGCGUACUUGAACUGCAGUUGUGUCAGUCCGGUCGAAACGUGGGAUUUGUGCAUUAUUUGGUGCGAACGAGCGAACGCGCGCGUGCAUUACUUGAAUUGAGCUGUUAUCAGCUAAACACGAAACCAGAAUCCGACCGGUGACAUUAUCCGCGUAUUUGUCGGGCUGUCGACAUCAGUUUUGAAACCGCUUGAAACAAUGACCGACAAGAUCCGUCUCAAUGGAAACGGCGUGGAUGUCAAUGGAACCGCUACGACGACGAUGAUCAACGGAAUCGACGAGAAUGAGAAAAUUGCGGGCGUUUUCUACUACGCUAAGGAAGCUUCGGGGUACACCUAUGACACGCUACAGGAAAUUGCUAAUCACCUGCUAGGGCGUACUAAGCUCCGGCCUAAGAUCGGAAUCAUCUUGGGCACCGGGCUGGGGUCGUUGGCCAAUCAGCUGACCGAUGCGGACUACAUUGACUACCAGACGAUUCCGCACUUCCCUGUGUCCACGGUGGAAGGUCACGUGGGCCGGCUGAUCUUCGGUUAUCUCAAGGGUGUUCCAGUCAUGUGCAUGCAGGGGCGGUUUCACUACUAUGAAGGCUACCCACUUGCCAAGUGUUCCAUGCCGGUACGUGUGAUGAAACUGGUUGGAUGUAGUCAUCUGAUUGCUACCAACGCCGCAGGCGGCCUGAAUCCAAAGUACAAAGUAGGUGACAUCAUGUUGAUGAAGGAUCACAUCAACAUUAUGGGUUUCGCUGGGAACAAUCCUCUGCAAGGUCCAAAUGAUUCUCGUUUCGGACCGCGGUUCCCCAACUUGGUCAACGCUUACGAUAGCAAACUGCUUAAGAAGGCCAAACAGAUUGGCCAGGAUAUUGGUUUCGAGAAUAGCUUGCACGAGGGAGUGUACAUUUGCUUGGGUGGCCCGAACUUCGAGACCGUGGCCGAGCUGAAGAUGCUUCGCAUAUGGGGCGUUGACGCUGUGGGAAUGUCCACGGUGCACGAGGUGACUACCGCUCGGCACUGCGGAAUGACGUGUUUUGCGUUCAGCCUGAUCACGAAUAUCUGCGUGCCGGAAUACGACGACGAGGAAACGCCCUGCCAUGAUGAUAUCGUUUGUAUUGGCCAGAGGCGAGAGUCUACACUAAUCGAGCUGGUACAGCGUAUGGCCAAGCAUAUCCACAUGGAGCUGAAGCAGUAAAAUGGUGAACGCGAAUUCUCUCUAUUUAAACGUCACGAAAGUCUUCAUAAUUAGGACACUGAAUACUGGCAAGUAUUCAUCCAGUUUACAUUGUUUUAAGAUUCAGUCAGCAUAAGAGAAAUAAUUUUUCAAACUGUAUGUAUGAUAAUGCUAAUAUUAAUGGUAGAAUAGUAUUUGUAACGAAAUUACAUCAACAAAUAUACUAUUAUAUGCAUAAACAGUCUCAUGGUUUAGAGUUCACGAGAUGCGAACUAAUGUAUUUUUAGCAAAUAAGACCUUUACAUUGUUGAAACAAGAAGAAAACCAAAAAGCAAGGUUAUAUGACUGUAAAGUGACUCUACAGUGCAGUGACCAAAAUUCUAACAUAAAGGCUGAAACGGCCAAAAAUUGGACAAACAUGAUGAUGU